AAUAAUCACAAAAAAAAUUAAAAAAAAAAUCAGUAGAGAACAAAACUCACCACACAGAGUAUCCCACCAACUUUACACUUCCUCAACAAACAAAAAAAAGUAAAGGUGAGAGCUUUAGGUUGAAUCAGAGAGAGAGAGAGAGAGAGAGAGAGAGAGAUGGAGAGAAGGGUUUUGGUGGUGAGUUGUGUGGUUGGAGUAUUGGGGCUAUUAUCAGCUGCUACAGGGUUUGCAGCUGAAGCUACAAGGAUUAAGGGCUCUCAAGUUCAGUUCAUCUCGAAUACUCAAUGUGCAUAUCCCCGAAGUCCAGCAAUGGCUCUCGGUUUAACUGCAGCCGCAGCACUUAUGAUAGCUCAAGUGAUCAUAAACGGUUCAACGGGCUGUAUUUGUUGCAAAAGGAGCACACAACCUCUCAACUCCAAUUGGAAAAUGGCACUCGUCUGCUUUGUCGUUUCAUGGUUUACAUUUGUGAUAGCAUUUCUGUUGCUACUCACCGGUGCAGCUCUAAACGAUCAACAUGGUUUAGAGAGCAUGUAUUUCGGAAACUAUUAUUGCUAUGUUGUGAAACCCGGUGUGUUUGCUGGUGGAGCUGUUCUGUCUUUUAUAAGCGUGACACUCGCUAUACUCUAUUAUCUCACAUUCAAUUCAGCGAAAAGCGGGGCUAGCCCGUGGGGUAGCGCCUCGGGUCCAAAUCAGGGCCCGUCGAGCAUUGCUAUGGGGCAGCCUCAAUUCCCACCGCAGAAUCCUCAAGACCCGGUUUUUGUACAUGAAGACACAUACAUGAGAAGACAGUUCACUUGAGUUUUUGAUCAUGAUAGUUUGGUAUUUUGUUAUUUAAUUAUCUUUCUUAUAACUUAAAUUAGUAACUAAUUAGUGUAUAUUUAUUUAUUUUAAAAUAUUAUUAUGUUAUUGUAAUAAUUAUUUUAUAAUUAUAACUC
This is a messenger RNA of Cannabis sativa, 935 nucleotides long. RefSeq names its product protein VASCULATURE COMPLEXITY AND CONNECTIVITY. The transcript has 3 exons. The coding region runs from base 157 to 798 and encodes 213 amino acids. Lineage: Eukaryota; Viridiplantae; Streptophyta; Magnoliopsida; Rosales; Cannabaceae. The record is from RefSeq and is a predicted model, not a curated record.